Molecule: messenger RNA, 255 nt
Organism: Rotaria sp. Silwood1
Lineage: Eukaryota; Metazoa; Rotifera; Eurotatoria; Philodinida; Philodinidae
Source: the annotation of a GenBank genome assembly
AUGCUUGAUUAUACACAAGAAGCAUGCUGGUCACCAAUAUUAACACCAUCAUCAUUAAUAACACAUUUAUCUAUAAGUAGUAAAUUACAAUCUUAUUGUGAUUUAAUAUAUCAUCAUGAAUUAUAUGUUGAACAUUUUACAUCAAUAACAACACAUUAUCAAUUAUUAUUAUUAUUUUUUAUUUUAUCUUAUACAUCAUACAUCAUUUUAUUAAUUGAACAAUUUCUUCCAUUACCAUUAAAUAAACAAUUAUGA